Molecule: messenger RNA, 378 nt
Organism: Macrosiphum euphorbiae (potato aphid)
Lineage: Eukaryota; Metazoa; Arthropoda; Insecta; Hemiptera; Aphididae
Source: the annotation of a GenBank genome assembly
AUGUUCCGUUCCUGGCUGUCUUAUAGAACUUUAUUGACGGGAGAUGAAAUGGCCGCCAGGCCAGUAACAUGUGGCGUUCCACAGGGAUCCGUCCUCGACCCCGCACUAUGGAACGUGUCCUAUGAUGGACUCCUGGAUAUGCAAGUCCCGCCUGGUGUCCAUCUGAUGGGCUUCGCGGAUGACUCGGCCAUCAUAGGAGUGGCCAGGACUGGUCCGCUGCUCGAACACGUGCUUAACCCCACGCUAGCCCCUAUUGAUGCAUGGACGCUACUGAGGGGCCUACAGCACGCACAUCAUAAGAGUGAAGCUGUUCUCCUGACGAACAGGCGAGCGUUCGUGGUCGGCGGACAUGAGAUCAAAAUUGAAAACCUAACCUAA